Cloeon dipterum is the source of this 2135-nucleotide messenger RNA. RefSeq names its product pancreatic triacylglycerol lipase-like. The coding region runs from base 5 to 1690 and encodes 561 amino acids. Gene Ontology annotation, biological process: lipid catabolic process. Gene Ontology annotation, molecular function: protein binding; triacylglycerol lipase activity. The record is from RefSeq and is a predicted model, not a curated record. Lineage: Eukaryota; Metazoa; Arthropoda; Insecta; Ephemeroptera; Baetidae. The transcript is spliced from 10 exons.
GUGGAUGAAAGAGCGGCUCACUGUCAGUGCAGCGUGGAUCGUCCCUCAAAAAAGUGCAGUCAUGGCUAUGGUUAACAGCACUAACCUGAUCCUCCAGACGCUUGUUUCGGUUUUCAAUUUGGGUGGCAUACAAAAUCCACCACCGAGUUUAAUCAACUUCGAAGCAAACCACUCCACCGACUUCUUCCCCAUUGUGAUAAAAGGAAAAUCUGACACAAAAUGCUAUCGGCAGUACGGCUAUGGCUGCUUUUCUAUCGACUCUCCGUGGCCACAUAAUCGACCAGUUAAUUUAUUCCCAGAACACCCGGAUAAAAUAAACCCAAAUUUCUGCCUGUUCACGCGGUACAAUCGAGAGAAAGGCCAUCCGCUGCGGGCAAAUGACACUUCAACGUUCUUCAAGUCGUUCUUUAAAGAAGACCGCCAGACGUUCUUCAUCAUUCACGGCUACCUCGAAACAGGCAACAAGACUUGGAUAAAGAAACUGACGGGUGAGCUUCUGAAAUCGCACGAUGCCAAUGUGAUCGUCGUUGACUGGAACGGGGGUUCUGGACCCCCAUACGCCCAGGCUGUGGCCAACAUUCGACUCGUCGGCAGAGCAGUUGCAAUCAUGAUCAUCAAGCUCAAGGAAGAGCUUGGCUUGCGGCCGCUGAGGACGCACAUCAUUGGCCACUCGCUGGGGGCCCACACCGCCGGCUACGCAGGCACCGCGAUCAGGCAGGGUUGGCACGUGAAACUCGGCAGAAUCUCAGGAUUAGAUCCUGCGGAGCCACACUUUGAGAAGACUGAUCCUGAGGUUCGACUUGAUCCCACCGAUGCUGAAUUCGUGGACGUGAUUCACACAGACGCCGCACCAUUCAUCAGUGGUGGCUUUGGGAUUAAGCAGCCCGUUGGACACGUCGACUUCUACCCCAACGGCGGUGAAGGAAUGCCCGGCUGUGAAAACGCCGUCUUUGACUCUUUAGCGGAUAACAGGGGAUUCAUGUCAGGAUUCAGGAAGGCUCUUGGCUGCAACCACAUCAGAAGCUACGAGUACUUCACAGAGUCAGUCAACUCAAAAUGUGAAUUUACCGGGGCCGAGUGCGAAUCUUUCGAAAGAUACGAAAACGGUUUGUGCUUCGGCUGCAAAGAAUUGGGAGGAAGCAGGGCUUGUGCCAGGAUGGGAUUCCACGCCAGGCCCAUCCCGCACAGAAGUUUGGUACAGAUGUACCUAAGCACAGCUGAUAAAACGCCUUUCUGCCAGCACCAGUAUUUGGUUGAACUGCAAAUUUCCAACUCAUCCAGCAGCCAAGCGCAUGGAGGCGAAGUUGGAGCGUUUUAUCUGCAGUUGAACGGAACCUCUGGUGUCACCCGCAGGAUCAAACUGCAAGAAUCAGCUCAAUACUUCGCGCCCGGCGCGUCGUGGCAAAAAGUGGUGCCCGCGGCAGGGGUUGGAGCUUUGAGAGAAAUCAAACUCGAGUGGGACUACCAGCACACGUACUGGAAUCCGCUGUCGUGGCGUGUCUAUGGCGAAGCCAUGAUUUUCCUCGAUGAAGUGACUAUCACCGUUUUGGAAACGGGCGAAAGACUGCGUAUUUGCCCCGGUGGAGACGAGCCCUUCAAGUCAUGGGACCCGCGCACCUUUCCGGUUGGAACGCACUUGUGCCAUGGCGAUUCCAACAAUGUGAUACCCGCGUCCAACAUUCACCAUUGAAUGCCAAAAAGUAAACGUUUGCGAGUGUUGACACCUGGCGGGGAUUGGGAUUACUGAGAGCGCGCGCGCCUACGUGACUCAGAGAAAGUGCACGGUGAAAGUGCUUCAAGGGGGACAACAAUGGGGCCGGCCAGCGCAUUGUUGCAUUCCUCGAGUGCCGGGCAUGAGCGACUGACUGAUGAUUGCGCGUGAAAAAGCUGAUUCAUCUAAUUACACGGUCGGCGCUGAGAGUGCGAAUUAAAUUAUUUCUCAUUUUUCGAUGGCUAAUAAGGUUGCUCUUUAAGAUAUUUAUAAUAUGUUUAAUUAGUAUGUGCAUCAACCAAAACCUAAUAAUAUAUACAUACAUUAUCAUGUGAAAACGCUUGUAAACUUUAAAACUUUGAAAUAAUAGUAUCUGUAUGAAAAUAACAUAUAUAUUUCAAUAAACAUUCAUCUUAUUAUUUAA